AUGGCGGAUCCAACCCCCAGCGUUAAUACGGCUGUGACUCAGGCUACUGAGGAAAGCCAGGCUCCUAGUGUUCAAGAGACCCCACCAACACAGAUUUCCGAGAGUCAAGCGCCCGAUGUUUCCCAGAGUCACGUCCUUGCACCCGCAUUGACCGAUGACGAGCUCGGCUCACUGUUCGGGGACGACAGAGAGCCUGAUCUCGAGGACGAUGACAUCCCGGCACCCAAAGAGGAUUCUGUCGUGCAUAUUGCCCAGGGAUUUGACGAGCAAGACUUCAACGGCAUGCAAAUUCCGGACGAUGAGCUUGCACCUCAUGCUGGUACCCAGGACUUGGGCUCGAUUGACGACUUGGAGUCCAAUCAAGACGAGUUUCCGGACUUUGACGAGACCAUGGCUGAAGUUCAGAGCCAAGAUCAGUACAGCGAAGAACUACACGAGGAGCAGGUAAACGUGGACGCCAUGAACGGCGUCGAGGCCCCGUUUCAGGAGCACAACAUCCGCCCCCAGUCUCAAGAGCAGGGGAGCAACAUGGAGGAUAUCCAGCAUUCGCAGAAUCGACAAGAAGGCCCUCUAGUUCGCGUGCCUGCUAUCCCUGACACACCCGAAUUGGAGGACCCGGCUCCCACACACCAGACCCUAAUCCAUGAGAUCAAUGAUGAUGAGGACAGUCUCUUUGUGCCAGACCAACGUCUUCCCUCUCCAGGCCCAGGCUUUUCCAGUAGACCUUCCUUGACUCGCGGUCUCUUCAACAGGUCAUCUGCUACUCCUGGCCCGUUGAAUAUAUUGACCGCGACACCAAGUUUCGCCGCUCAGCCUUCUUCGUCUAGCAUGUUACCCACGCCUGUUUCUGCUUCGCGGUCUCCUUCAGGGCCAUCGAGAUCUGUCUUCAACAAGAUGCGCCAAUUGCAGAGGAAAUUCAGUCAAGAUAGGGCUGCUGCUAGCAGACCGCCGCAGCUUGCUCAGCCUGCGCCUGAUGGAGGAACCUACCUGGAUGCCAUUCUUUCGCAUGCCCCUGGUCGGCAAACGUCUGCUGGUUUCUCCACAGCCGGUGAAGAUAAUCAUGAUAGGGCGGAACGAGAGGCGCAAGCUAAGUAUCAGAAUCAGAGGAAGCAUUACGAGGAGGUCAAAAAGAAGAAAGGAAAACUAAACUUCGCAGAGGACGUUGCGUGGAUGAGGAUUCGCUCUGAAGAGUCAGCUCGACUGCGUAAGAGGAAGCGCGACCAAGACAUCGCGAGACAAGAGAACGGCGAAUCAGAUUUAUUCCCCGACACCUUUAGAGCAAGAAAUGGCCCUGACGAUGGCCAGGAUGGAGACAUGUUCGACGACGACCCUGCUGGCUCUUCUCGCAUCCCAGAACCAUCCUCUAGACGCGCUUUCCCCUCGAUGGCGGAAGCAGAGCUUCGUAGCAUGCAGGUUGCACUUCAAGCCAACGGAGAUAAACCGAGCAAGAAGAAGAAAGGAGCCAGCAUAUCCGAGCAAGCGCAAGAUAUGGGGAAGGGUCGCGGCCGAUUCAAGGGAUCUAACUUCAAAGCUUUUGGUUCAGCUUCAGGCACGCCCGCGAAAGCAGGCGUACGCAAGACUAUGAAAGACAAGAAAGCAGCGGAAAACGCCACCCGCCUACACCACUCACUUAUGCAUUCCGACGUCUUCCGCCAGCAGGCUAGCGAGGACGCUCCCGAACAGCCGACCUUCACAUCCAAGAAUAAGGCUAGUGCGCUGAAGGAGCUAAUUGCGAGCGUGCCAACCGAGCACCAGAAGUCGGCGAAAGAUGACACGGCCGCUUUGCUGCGAGCUACCAAAGACUUCGAUGGUCGGGGUUCUUGCAAGGCAGAUGGUAAUGGUAUGUGGAAGGUGAGAGGCAUGCCGACCAGCUUGAAGCACUAUCAGGUUAUGGGCACGGCCUUUAUGAGGCGACGCGAAAAUGACAUCCGAGAGCCUCGCGGAGGCCUGAUGGCUGACCAAAUGGGUCUCGGGAAAACGCUCAUGAUGCUGGCGAACAUUGUCAAUGGCCAGGGAAACAACGACGCUGACUGCAAGACUACGUUGCUCGUUGCCAGCCCUGCUCUACUCACCCAAUGGACGCGCGAAAUCGAACUGCACACACGUUGUGGACUCAGUGUGAUGAGACACACUGCAGGCUCGCGUAUCAGUUCUAACUGCGCGUUUCAGACCUUCAAACAACACGAUAUCAUCCUAACCACAUACCACGAGGUGCUUCGGAGUUAUCCCAAGAAUGACCCUCCUAUCGAAUGCCAGACUGCAGAGCAGAAGAUCGCUUGGUGGGCGAAGGUGUAUGAGGAGGCCCGGGGACCCCUUCACCGCAUGAUGUUCCAUAGGAUCGUAUUGGACGAGGCCCAAGCUAUCAAGAACCACCUCAGCAGGACUUCGCUCGCGUGCCGCGCGUUGAUGGCACGCCAUAAGUGGGCGUUGAGUGGCACACCUAUCCUCAACAGCCUGACUGAGCUCUACUCGUACUUCAAAUUCCUUGGUGUCCCAUAUACUGGCAGCUUCAAGAUCUUCAAGCAUAACUACGCAGACCCCAAAGAGCCCGAGAGCAUCGAGCGUUUACUUAUUCGACUAUCACAAUUUAUGAUUCGCCGAGAUCAUUCAGACAUGAUGAUGAAUGCUCCCAUCUUGAAACUGCCUCGAGCCUCCCAAAUGACUCACUGGUGUGAGUUCAACUCAGUGGAGCGCAGCAUCUACGAAGUCGUCCGCCAGCGCUUCGCAAAGCGAAUCAACUUGGCAUCAAGGCAGAACGAGUGGGAGAAACAAUACAACAACGCCUUGGUCAUGCUUCUACGACUACGACAACUCACUGCACAUAUCCUGAUGCUCCAAUUGGUCGUACAGGAUCUUUUGGAGCAAGAAGAUAUUGAAAAGAUCCGUGAAGUGGUUCAACAAGAAGCGACCGAGCAGCGGGGCAGGAAGGGUAGGACUAUCCUGGCUAUCCGCAAGCAACUAGACAACCUUGAGGCGGAAGCAAAGAAGCAAUCCGCAAACAAGUCGACGAAUCGCUCGAAGCCUUCGAAACGGCCGCUGCCGUAUCAAGACGACGAAGAUCUAGGGCAGCGUGAUAUCGAAGAGCUGCUGGACGAUAGCCAAGAAUCUGAGGAUGUCGAUCGACCGGCCCAUGGUCGCUCACGUGCUAGUGGCAAGACCUUCGGCAAGACCUUCGACUUCCGACCUUACUUGAACAGUUUGACGAGUGGCGAGAACUGGCAGAGAGUCAAGAAAAAGGCCGUGUGUAGUGAUUGCGGCGGUGCGCCGUCCGAUGCUUGGCUGACUAGUUGCGGUCACAUCUUAUGCUCUAGCUGCUACGACGAUGCGGCGAUUCUAGCAGCAGAAGAGGAGAGGGCAAACAGCACCUGUAAAGGCUGUGGCAGCGUUUUCACGCAUGCUAAUGAGAUACAACAAGACGACGACGUACUCGCAAAUGGGCCAAUGACGCGCGCCAAGAAGAGGCAACACUCGAAGGAGGUUCAGCAUAUCGAGCAGCAGGACAUCGCAGAGGAAUGGCUUUCCCUAGGCGGCGAAGGAGUUCUGCCUUCUGCGAAGACGAUUGCACUCAAGGCUCAGCUGCUGAAUUGGUAA
Messenger RNA from Didymosphaeria variabile, 3591 nucleotides. RefSeq lists its product as uncharacterized. Gene Ontology annotation, molecular function: ATP-dependent chromatin remodeler activity; ATP binding. The record is from RefSeq and is a predicted model, not a curated record. The transcript is spliced from 3 exons. NCBI's taxonomy places the organism in Eukaryota, Fungi, Ascomycota, Dothideomycetes, Pleosporales, Didymosphaeriaceae. The coding region runs from base 1 to 3591 and encodes 1196 amino acids.